CCAAUGGUGAGCAACAUGGGAAAAAAUGACGUCACGUUGAAGUAUUAAUAGCCGGCCUCGUUUACUGGCACGUCAAUAGUUGUUUUUAACGGUGUAUUACAGAAGAGGGACGUCCGACGCAACCAUUUCCUAGCACACUUCGACCCUAAAGGAAAUACGACAUGGCCCGUACCAAGCAGACCGCUCGUAAGUCUACUGGAGGAAAAGCGCCAAGGAAGCAGCUUGCUACCAAGGCUGCUAGGAAGAGCGCCCCCUCCACGGGAGGAGUGAAGAAACCACAUCGUUACAGACCUGGCACUGUGGCUUUGAGGGAGAUCCGUCGCUACCAGAAGUCCACAGAGCUGCUUAUUCGUAAGCUUCCCUUCCAGCGUCUGGUCAGGGAGAUCGCCCAGGAUUUUAAGACUGAUCUUCGUUUCCAGAGUGCUGCUAUUGGAGCUCUCCAGGAGGCAAGUGAGGCAUAUCUGGUGGGUCUCUUUGAGGAUACCAACCUUUGUGCCAUCCAUGCAAAACGUGUCACCAUCAUGCCAAAGGACAUCCAGCUGGCUCGCAGGAUAAGGGGAGAAAGGGCCUAAAUGGCCACUAAUUGUCAUUAUCAUGGCAAACGAUCCUAUUAUCAUACUUUUCCAUUUUGUGGACAUUUUUAUUUCUUGGGUUUUUUAAUGAGUUCUUCUUUGAAUUUUAUAUAUAUAUUUUUUUUUUAGUGAUACAACAUACCAACCAUUCCACAAGCCCAAGUGCACCAUGGACAUGAUUACCUUUUGGGUUGUCAUGCUAAAUGUAACUAUUUCAGUUAAUUGUACACGUUGGGCUCCUUCUGUUGAUGGUGCCGUCUAAAUCUAGGCAAGAACUAAUUCACACCUUCUGGGAGCUACUAUUGAUCAGAAAAUGCCAGCAUGCCAUCCUGGGUGCACCUCACAGCAUGGUCAGAGUAUUUGCUGUCUCAGUUGAUCCUCUGUACUGUUGGGAGCAUUUCAGAUCCCUGUGAUUUUUUUUUUUUGUGCUGCUUCUUAUGCGUUUUAUCAAACACAAAAUCUUGGCAGCUACAUUUAAUACUAUUUAUGAGAUGUUGUCACAUGUCUUUCUAUUAAAGGUCUUUAUGAAUACCAA
Molecule: messenger RNA, 1107 nt
Organism: Girardinichthys multiradiatus
Lineage: Eukaryota; Metazoa; Chordata; Actinopteri; Cyprinodontiformes; Goodeidae
Product: histone H3.3A
Exons: 4
Coding region: 162-572 (136 amino acids)
Cellular component (GO): nucleosome
Molecular function (GO): protein heterodimerization activity; structural constituent of chromatin; DNA binding
Source: RefSeq, a predicted model, not a curated record